Molecule: messenger RNA, 1593 nt
Organism: Ooceraea biroi (clonal raider ant)
Lineage: Eukaryota; Metazoa; Arthropoda; Insecta; Hymenoptera; Formicidae
Gene: NitFhit
Product: ntrilase and fragile histidine triad fusion protein NitFhit
Molecular function (GO): hydrolase activity, acting on carbon-nitrogen (but not peptide) bonds, in linear amides
Source: RefSeq, a predicted model, not a curated record
UUUCUUGCACCGUCAUGGGCACAACUGCACAUUGACCAAGAUUACAAAUGGAUUGAAAUGGACGACCACUUGUAAACUUUAUCUAUGUGUAGUUAGAUGCCCACAGUGUUUUACUCCGUUCACAACUAGUAUGCCACGAUUGUUUCUUCUUGUAAACCUUAAAUUCUUGUUCUUGAUUUGAUACAGCAUAAGAGAUCCAUCGUUGUAGCCAGACACAGGAAACUCAUCUUUUUAUUCUUGCACGCUUUGCUGACGUAACAUGCAUUGAGCAAUGUUUCAUCACUGAGAGUAAACACUUGCCUCUGCAAGAGGUAAUCUGUACGUCCGUCUGGCAAAUACACGGAUUUUCAGAAUAUCGGAACGCAGCCAGAGAUGAAACGUAUGUGUCUUGCCAUCCCUCGAUUGCCAAGUUUUCAAUGUUACAGGACACAAUCGGCGAAACGUUACGUCAACACAAUGGCACAGCAUCCACUAAUCGCAGUGUGUCAAAUGCGAUCGACGGCUGACAAGGUAAAAAACUUGCAAGUUGUGAGUGAACUGACAGCUGAGGCGAAACGCAGAUCAGCCGCAAUGGCAUUCUUUCCUGAAGCUUGCGAUUACUUGGCGGAUAACAAAAAGGAUACCGUCGCCAUGGCUGAACCUUUAACCGGCCAGACGGUGACGUCUUACAAAGAGAUCGCUAUCAAAAAUGAUAUCUGGUUAUCCAUGGGCGGAAUUCACGAAGCUUCAGAUAAGACGGAAAAGAUUAACAAUACGCACAUAGUGAUAAGUAACACGGGACAAUUGAUGGCUGCCUACAGAAAGUUGCAUCUGUUCGACAUGGAUAACAAAGAUACUGGAGUGCGUCUGAUGGAAUCAGAUUAUGUACUAAAGGGGACCGAGAUUGUGCCACCUGUGCCUACGCCGAUCGGCAAGCUCGCGCUCAGCAUUUGUUACGACAUGCGGUUCCCCGAGUUGUCCCUGACUUUACGGAACAUGGGAGCGGAGAUUCUCACGUAUCCGUCAGCGUUCACGUACCAGACUGGUGCGGCGCACUGGGAGGUGAUACUGCGAACGCGCGCUAUAGAGAACCAGUGUUACGUCGUGGCCGCGGCUCAAACGGGCGCGCACAACAAGAAGAGAGUGAGCUGGGGACACGCUAUGGUUGUGGACCCUUGGGGCACCGUUGUGGCACAAUGCGCGGAGAAGACGGGUGUAGCUGUGACGGAGAUCGAUUUAGCGAUAUUAGAAAAUGUUCGGAAAAACAUGCCAUGUGAGGAACAUCGCCGCACCGAUUUGUACCCCAAAAUGCAUGUUAAGCCUAAAAAACUAAAUUCCUAGACGUUUGUAACUUUUUCUUUUCAACAUGACACUUCUAGCUCUCAAAAGCAUUCCCUCCUGCAAAGGAGUUGCUGGUCUUUCAAUUGUACAGUCGUGACAAAUUCACGGAGUGCAGAGUGUUAAGAAACAACGAGAUUUAAUACGUAAAUCCUAUUUUAUUGCAAUUUAUUGUUACAAUCACGCGCCAUUUCAAGUAUAAAUUUAUUCAAGUGUAGAAACAUAAAUGUACAUAAGAAUCUAAUGCGUCGGAAAUAAAGAUGGAAUUUUAUUCUC